AUGCCGUAUUUCCAAGUGGAGUGCGGCCGGAGACAGCAAUUGUACUUCUGGGUCCCUCUGCAUUUCACCCCACCCCGGACGUUAUCCGGAUCCCCACACCGUCCACUUCGCGCCCCGACCGUAGGCAGCACAGUCUCGCGUUCGCUCUGGCCGCCCUGCAUCAGCAUCAGGUGCAGCCCACCCACGCUUUGCACCGACUUGGAAAAGCGGCUGAAGCGCAAACAAGAAGCUCAAAGCCAACUCUGGCUUCUCGCACCCCCGCCCCAAUCCUCGGCCACCUGCACUUUACGAGACUUUGCGCAGGGCGGCGCUCGGGGGAACCCGCACUCGCCCGCCGGGCCCGGGCACCUCCGGGCCAGCGGAACAGCCAGGGAAUGCCACGCUGCUCGCUGGCGGCGCGUCGGGCUCGGAGCGGCUCUGAGCCGCGCCGCCUGCGGGGAUCGACCGAACCGUUCCGCAGAGCCGCGAGCAGGAAGCCGAGGAGCAGGAGGAGGUGGCGGCCGCGGCUGUUCCUCCCGGAGGGCGAUGUGGCCGGCCGGCGCGGGCACCAGGCUGCCCUGUCCCCGGGACUCCGCGCUCCGGAGGGCGGCUUUCUCCGGGAACCUCACGGCCCUGCCUUCUCACCUCGUGCCCGCCGGUCGCAGCGUCCGGGUCUUCAUCAGCGCCAACCCUGAAGACACGGGAGCAGAAAGACAGGCACUACGAGAAAACGUGUAUCCUAAACUGAGAGAAUUCUGCAGAGAAAACUAUGGAUUGGAAUUUCAGGUCAUAGACCUGUACUGGGGCAUUGAUGAAGAUGAAUGGGACAACCCAGAGCUCCAGAAAACCCGGAUGAAGCUGCUGGAGGAUUGCUUGAAAACUUCUGCAGGUCCAUGUUUUGUUGUGGGUAUAAAAAAACUAAUGCUUUAUAUUAAAUUGUAG
Messenger RNA from Galeopterus variegatus (Sunda flying lemur), 921 nucleotides. RefSeq lists its product as uncharacterized. The record is from RefSeq and is a predicted model, not a curated record. The coding region runs from base 1 to 921 and encodes 306 amino acids. Lineage: Eukaryota; Metazoa; Chordata; Mammalia; Dermoptera; Cynocephalidae. The transcript is spliced from 4 exons.